GGCUGCGCGCGGGGAGGGAGCAGGACCGGGACGGGGCUCGGACGCCGGGGCUGCGGCUGCAGCGCGGGUUCCUCUGGCGGCGCCUCUGCGCUCCGUGGGCUCCGCCGCGAGGGCUCCCGUUUGCCUCGCCAGGCGCUGGGCACGAGGCGCGAUGGGCUGUUCUAGCAGCGCCCAGACCCAGACCCAGGACAGCAACCGGCCGGCUGCAAAACCCAGCGACACCAACGGGCUGCAGAAAUGUGAUGAAAACUUUCCAACCACAGAGGAAAAUGAAACUAUACCUGACCAGACAAAGUUAGAUCCAAUGGAGGAGGUGGAUCUCACACCUGAGGAGACAAAACCUAGUGAGAAUCUUCCAGCAGAGGAGCCAGAAGUUUUGAUUCCAGCAGCAGCAGAAUGUGUUAAUUCUCACUAUAAAAGAGUGGAUCUGGAGGGCACUCGACCGCUGGCUGCAGAACACCUGGGGGGCACUGGACCACCAGCGAAACACAUUGGGAUACCACCACCUGUGGGACCGGCUGAGGGCACUGGGAUACCGCCACCUGCGGGACCGGCAGAGGGCACUGGGAUACCGCCACCUGCGGGACCGGCAGAGGGCACUGAGAUACCGCCACCUGCGGGACCGGCAGAGGGCACUGAGAUACCGCCACCUGCGGGACCGGCAGAGGGCACUGAGAUACCACCGCCUGCCGGACUGGCAGAGGGGAGUGUCAGCCCUGUAACAGAAAUAGUCAGGGAAGUACAAAGUAAUGAAGAGGACCAAUUCAUUGAGGGUGAGACGGGAGAAAAAGUGGAAACUGAGAAGCACAGUGAGCUAGUAAGUGAGGGGACUGAAACAAAAGAAGAAGAAGAAACAGGAGAAGCUGUGGAUGCUACAGCAGCAACAGAGAUAGAGGCAAUGAAUAACGAGGAAUGAGAGUCAGGUCUAUAUGGACUUCUUCUUCUUGGUCCUAUCAGCUGUUCAAAUGAACAUUCUUUAAUCUAAUCGCUUUUGGGGGAAAACAUGAGGAUUUUAAAAAGCUUUUAUGGACUUCGCUACAAGCAUUAACAAAGGGCACCAGAAAAAAUCUAAGUAUUUUUCCUGAAGUCAAGUUGCCAAGACUUCAACAAGUAAUUGAAAUAUAUGAACUUUUUACCUAUCUGCCAUAGAGUGCCUUCUAUACGCUGCUAAUAGAGUGGAAAGAAUUGUCAUAUAAAACAGUCUAACUGCUCAAUUUUUUUUAAAGAGUUUUCCAGGUUAAAAUGAGUAACUUAAAAUCCAUCUGAGGGACACUUAUAAUUGGUACCAACUAGCAUUAUACAGGAUGCAAAAGAUACAAUACUGCAUGUUGUUUCAAUGUUAGUGCUAGGUUGAGAUCAGAAACAUAGGUCCAGUCCUGAUCCCAAACCUUACACAGGUGAGUAGUUUCAGUGAGUGCAUGGAAUACUCAUGUUUAUCAAGUUGCUCAAGUGCAUAGAUAUAUACAGGAUUAGGACCUCAGAGCACCAUUUAACAGGACCUAGCUAGAUGCAACAAUCAGUUUUUCAAGAAGAUAAAGAAUACAUAGGGUGUGACACUGUAUGAGGACAAAUGUCUUUUGGUGACUUUACAAAAAAAGGUUACUGAUAGGAUAGCAGUAGCACAUACACUUGGUAACUAUUGUGGUGGAAGAACGCAUUUAAAAUAUUUUAUAUUGUAUUAUGUAUUUUAUGCUCAUAGUAUCAGUCCUGACACAACUAAGGAAGUACAAAAAGAAACUUUGAAAUUACUAAAACUCAGAUGGAUACAAAUUAUUAAUAAAAUUACAUUUAGACACUGUAUAGUUUCUAAAAUAAUUAUAAAAUAAAAUAAUUAUAAACAUUCUAGCCACAUUUUCCUGAUAAGUGUUAUCUUUAAAAAAAAAAUUUAUACUGUGUGGAUUCUUACUUGGUUUACAAUAUGCUAAAUAGCUCCUGAAGCUGAAGUUGAACAAUGAAGCCUUUCAACAUAAACUUCUUGUGGAAACAAGCCUGGAAACAGCUGAUUUCAUGGAUGUGAUAGAGGAUAAAUCUGUCCUGAUACUGAACAGGAAGAAAGGCACCACUGAUUAUCGCUGGGACUGCAUUUGCAAAACUCUUUGGCAUAAGAAAUCAAAGGACUGCAGUCGGGGAGAAAAGUGAGGUUUUUCAGAAUGGGUGAGCACUUAUUGGCUCCAUUUAGGAGGUCUUCACAGGGCAGCCCAGAGGGGGGGGCAAGAGGGGCAAUUUGCCCCAGGCCCCGAGCCCCACGGGGGCCCCCACCAGAGU
Messenger RNA from Mauremys mutica (yellowpond turtle), 2265 nucleotides. It is a transcript of the gene ERICH5, whose product is annotated as glutamate rich 5. The record is from RefSeq and is a predicted model, not a curated record. NCBI's taxonomy places the organism in Eukaryota, Metazoa, Chordata, Testudines, Geoemydidae. The transcript is spliced from 4 exons. Bases 152 to 916 code for a protein of 254 amino acids.